This is a messenger RNA of Papaver somniferum (opium poppy), 2394 nucleotides long. Its product is annotated as chromosome partition protein Smc-like. Lineage: Eukaryota; Viridiplantae; Streptophyta; Magnoliopsida; Ranunculales; Papaveraceae. The record is from RefSeq and is a predicted model, not a curated record. The transcript is spliced from 7 exons. Bases 1282 to 2394 code for a protein of 370 amino acids.
GUGAUUCAGAGUAAGGUAUGACAUUGAGUCAUUGACAGUGGGAGUGAAAUCCAUUAACUCUACGUCAAGAAUCAAAACUCACAUUUGAAACCCUAUAUCAAGAAUCAACAGAAGCAGCAGAAGAUUGUACUCAGCUUUACAAAGGGGCAAAAAAAAAAGAAAGAAGCAGAGAGAUUCAGAGCGAAAUAACCUAAACAACUCCCAAUUAAAAUCCUAAAUUGAAUCAACGCAACCAGAUUAUUGACUUGGAUAAUUACCCUAAUCUUCUAAAGAUGGCGCGUGGUAAGUCUACUGGAGGAAAGGCAUCAAGGAAGAAGCAACUUGCAAUCAAGGCUGCACCAAUCACUGGGGGAGUGAAGAAGCCUCGGCGUACUGCUGCAAGGAUGUGUGAAACCAAGCAGCCAGCUGCAAAGAUAAAUUCCCAUUCGAGAAUCAACUUUAUAAAACACAUGGAAAGCCAAUUGAAGGGUACUCCAUAUCUAAAAGUGUUCGAAGAUAGUUGCUUUGGGCAUCUUAUACACCUGCCAGAGAUCCAGUUGUACGCCAAGGUCGUCUACAAUGUACUGUUGACGAGAAAGUAUCCAUCUAAGAAGGACAAGGAGGAGAAGGAUGCCAUGUCCUUUAAUAUUGGCAAUCAGGAGAUAUGUUUUAGCGAACGAGAGUUUGCAAUGAUGUCGGGAUUGAAGUUUGAGGGGAGUGAAAAGAUAGACUACAAUCCCGAACAAAUACGUCUAAUGAAAGUUCAUUUUCCUGGUCAGCGUACUGUUAAGUUGGAAGACUUGUUAAAGAAAUUCAAUCAACUGAAGAACAGCGAAGACAAAGUAAAGCUAGGCUUGCUUUAUUUCGCUGAAGCUGUAAUUAUGGGCCGGUGCUCAAGGUUGGCUGUAAAUAAAGGUCGUUUCUUCUUAGUUGACAACCUCGAGAAGUUCAAUCGCUAUCCUUGGGGAAAGAUCUCUUACACAAACAAUUAAAUGGCUCAUCUGUCUAUCAGAGAAGAAAAAUGUUUCUAAAUCCAAACACUUACAUGGCAAAGUGGCUCACGAUCUGCAAGGUUUCCCACUUGUUUUUCAGGCUUGGAUUUUUCAUAGUAUACCAGCAUUACAACAAGCAUACACUGAAAAGAAUGAAGAUUGCUCUCAGGCCAUUCACCCUGGUAUCUUGCAUUUCAAAAAGGCUGACGGAGUACCAUGGCAAAAAACAAACCGCAUAGAAUUGAGCAAUGUAAAUAUUAAGAUUUUGUCACCUUUACACCCUACAUUGUAUGAACUAAAAGAAGGCUACAUGGCUGGAUUUCUAAGUGAUGAGGAGGUUUUAGGAGCCAAUGGGCCUCAAAAUGAUUCAGGCAUCCAAGCAUUAAAUGGCGAAGAUAAUGCUCUCGAACAAUGGGAAGAUGAUUCCUGCCCAAUUAAUUCCUUGAAGGCUGAUAAGCAAAAUGGCACCGCUAUGAAAGAAAUUCUAACUUUAUCAGGUGGUGAGGAUCAAGAUGUUGAGUCUCUAGAGAACUUGAAAUUGAAAUUGGGAAGCGAAAUUGAAAUUCUCAAGAAAGAAAGGUCUUCAGUGGAAGGUGAUGUAGGAUUACUCAACAAAAAAAGGGAGGAAUUGGAGACCUAUCAUUAUCAGCUCAUAGAAGAGAAGGCUAUACUAAACAAGGAGAAAUUGAAACUCGGAAGAGAUAUUGAAUCACUGAACAAGAAAAAGACUAAAUUCGGUACUGAUACUGACUUACUUAACAAGGAGAAGGAAAAAUUGCAAAGUGAUUUGCAUGUUCUCAACCAAGAGAAGACUGCAGUGGAGAAUGAUCUCAAGUUACUGUGCGAACAGCAGAAGAAAUUGCAAUGUGAUUUUGAGAUUCUCUACAAAGAGAAGACUAAGUUGGUGAGUGAUACUGAGUUACUCAACAAAGAGAAGACUACAGUGGAAAGUGAUAUCGAAUUACUCAACAACAAGAAAACAACUAUAGGAACUGACAUUGAGUUACUUAGUAGGAAGAAGUCUGUAAUGGAAACUGGUUAUGAAUUUCUCAAAGAUGAGAAGAAUAAGCUAGCAACUAAUUUAGAAUUCACCAACAAAGAGAAGGACAAGUUGCUAAAUGACAUUGAACUUCUGAAUCAGGAGAAGGACAAGUUGCAAUCUGAUGUUGAAUUUCUCAAUGAAGAGAAGGCUACUUUGGGAGCUCAUUCUGAGUUACUUAGCAAGGAGAAGACAAAAUUGCAGAGCGAUUUUGAGUGUCUCAACAAAGAAAAGUCUACGGUGCAAGGUGAUAUUUGUUCGCUCAAUGAAAAGAAGACUAUGGUGCAAAACGAUAUUUGUUCGCUCAAUGCAAACAAGAUUAAAGUACAGGAUGAUAUUUGUUCUCUUAACGAAAAGAAGGCUGCAGCCUCCUUGUUCGCCUAA